Messenger RNA from Chroicocephalus ridibundus (black-headed gull), 2742 nucleotides. It is a transcript of the gene PDX1, whose product is annotated as pancreatic and duodenal homeobox 1. Gene Ontology annotation, molecular function: DNA-binding transcription factor activity, RNA polymerase II-specific; RNA polymerase II cis-regulatory region sequence-specific DNA binding. The coding region runs from base 251 to 1036 and encodes 261 amino acids. Gene Ontology annotation, biological process: regulation of transcription by RNA polymerase II; type B pancreatic cell differentiation. The record is from RefSeq and is a predicted model, not a curated record. Gene Ontology annotation, cellular component: nucleus. Lineage: Eukaryota; Metazoa; Chordata; Aves; Charadriiformes; Laridae. The transcript is spliced from 2 exons.
GGUUGCGGGGCCGGGGCCACCCCGCUUGGCCUCUUAUGGGUCGCGCCCCGCCCAGGAGGGCUGCGGGAGGGCUCACGUGGGGGGAGCGGCGCCUAUGGGGAGGCGGCGGGAGCCGGGCAGGGCGGCGGGGCCCGGCGGGGCGGCGAGCUGUCAAAGAGGCAUCCCGGGCGCCGGGAGCGGGAGCAGCCUUAUGUGUCCCUAAGCUGCGAGACCCCCCCCUCCCCUCCCCUCCGCGCCGGCCCCGCUCGCCAUGAACACCGAGGAGCAGUAUUACGCCUCGGCGCAGCUCUACAAGGAGUCGUGUGCGUUUCAGCGGGCCCAGGCGCAGGAUUACAACCCCAGCCCCCCCGCCUGCCUCUACAUGGGCAGGCAGCAGCAGACUCCUUACCCCAGCGCCUUAGGGGCUCUCGAGCAAGGCAGCCCGCCAGACAUUUCACCUUACGAGGUGCCCCCCAUCACAGAGGAUGCCGGGGUCUCCCACCUUCAUCACCAUCACCACCAUCACCCUCAUCUUCCUCCUCCCCACCAGGACGCGCUGCCUUUCGCAGACGGGGCGGACACGGGCGCGAUAGAGGAGCCCCGAGUGCAGGUGCCUUUCGCCUGGAUGAAGUCCACGAAAUCGCACGCCUGGAAGGGACAGUGGACCGGGGGAUCCUACGUGGUGGAGCAGGAGGAGAACAAGCGGACGAGAACGGCGUACACCCGAGCGCAGCUGCUGGAGCUGGAGAAGGAGUUUCUCUUCAACAAGUACAUCUCCAGGCCGCGGCGGGUGGAGCUGGCUGUCAUGUUGAACUUGACCGAGAGGCACAUCAAGAUAUGGUUCCAGAACCGGCGGAUGAAGUGGAAGAAGGAAGAGGAUAAAAAGCGAGGGGCGGGCAACAGCAAUGACCCCGAGCAAGACUGCGUGGUGUCCUCCGGGGAGCUGCAGGGCAAGGAGGAUCCCCAGCCGUGCCCUCCUGGGAACAUAUCCUCGGGGGUCCCUAGGGACCUGCUGGCCCCCAGCCUCGCCCCCAGAAGGCAGCAGGACUCUCGGUGAGCCGCCGGGAGUCCCCACGUCCCGGCCGGGGAAGCGGAUGGUACCGAGGAGAGACCCAGCUGCCCUCCGCCGCGCUGUGCCCUGGCCGACCCUCGCCCGCCUUCCCCCGGGGACACUCGGGGAAAACUCCCGUCCUGCAAAAACUAAAUGAAAAGGUGCUCGGCUGUAGCAAAGAAAAGUUCGCUGGGGCCUUCGCUGGCCCUACGGGAUGGCGGCGAGCCCGGCCCCGCUCCCCCCGUGUUGUCCUAAAGUACAUCACCCGGGCACCCCUCGCCGCAGCGUGACCCCGGGGACAGCUUGCCCCGGGGAAGGGGGAUCUCGGGCGGCCCCUGACGAUGUCUGAAACCCUGGGUGCACGGAGCGGUCUGGAAACCGGAGGAGAAGCGAGAGCACGCCGCCUUACCGCGGACGGCUGCCCAGACGGUGUGCGGGUCCCGCCGUGCCCGGCGCUGCACAAGCGGACACGGAGCCGGGGCAUCCCAAACCUUCCCGGGGCUGGGAACCCCGACGUCCUCGCCCCUUCCACAGGCCCCGGGGCAUCAGAUUUACCGAGGAUUCCCCCAGGACUAUUAUCAACUUCUUUGGAAACUGGAACCUGGUUUUUUUCGUUUUCUUUUGCCUUUGGGAAAAAAAAUUUAAAAAAAAUAAAAAAGGAAGAAAAAAAAAGCCCGAGUGUCCUGCGGGCAGGAUUUGUUUCCCCUGAUGACCGUCUCCCGGUGACUGGCACAGGUAGCCGGACUCUCCUCCGGGCUCUGUCAGCUGCUCCGCGGCCGUCGGGGCUCCGCGGGGCGCAGGGCUCCCCUGGCCUCCCCGAGGGGUGGCCGCAAGCCCGGGGAUGAGGCAGAAAAUCCGCGGGUGGUCUCCGGCCAGGGGGCAGAGGCAGAUCGGUCUGCGAGCCGAGAGCGGGACGUGUCUGGCGGGGUAGGGCUGGUCCCAGGACAUAUUCCUCCGGGGAAAAGCUCCUGCCUGCCUUCCUCCUCUCCCACAAACUCGGACUCUGCCUCGGAGAGAAGAAACCUCCCUGCAGCUCCCGGCCUGGGGCGCAGGAGAGCCUGGCCGUCUGUUACCAAAAAAUUCGUCCCCACCGCGACAGCGGCAGGAACAGGCAUUUUGUAGACGGAAAACUGUUCCAGUAACCGCCUGAAACACUGUCGGAGAUUCAACUAAGUGGCGGGGGGGAAAUCACACCGAAACUAGAAACGGGAAACAGCGACGGGAAGGAGGCAGGAGCUGCCCGGGUUUGCUGCGGGUCAGGUCGGGUCUGCCUCCUCUCCUCGACGGGGAAGGUCCGGAUCUGCCCCCGGCUCCAGCAACCCCUCGAGCAUCCCUCGGGGACCGCCACAGUCCCUCCCGGGCAUGCUAUGGGAGGAGGAAGAGGAAGAGGAGCGCCUGUCCCAUCCUGGCCAGAGGAUGUUCCCAGUCGCACGGCUGAAAGCGAGGGGGAGAGGAAGCAGCUUGCCACAGCUCUUUUUCUUUUUUUUUUUUUUUACUUUUCCAUCUUACAUGAGACUUUUAACAAUAAGGUGGAGACUUGAGCUGAAGGUGUAAUUCAUCUAUUACUUUUCUUUCCUUUGGGGGCACUAAGAUGUGUGUGCAAACAGGGACGUUCCUAGUCAUUUUUCCUGCCUGAGAAAUUUAUCAUUCAAGCCUAUAUAUCCUUGUUCAUCAAAACGCAGUUAAUGAGUGAGAACUUUACAAAUGAUUAU